This is a messenger RNA of Petromyzon marinus (sea lamprey), 3889 nucleotides long. RefSeq names its product peptidyl-glycine alpha-amidating monooxygenase B-like. The record is from RefSeq and is a predicted model, not a curated record. Gene Ontology annotation, cellular component: extracellular region; membrane. NCBI's taxonomy places the organism in Eukaryota, Metazoa, Chordata, Hyperoartia, Petromyzontiformes, Petromyzontidae. Gene Ontology annotation, molecular function: protein binding; peptidylglycine monooxygenase activity; copper ion binding. Gene Ontology annotation, biological process: peptide metabolic process.
CGUAAUUUGCAUAGGCCUUAGCUCACGUUCAUUAAAAUGCAAAGAGUUGUCUGUACAAGUAAAUCUUUACUUGUCAUCACGUUACAAAUCAUAAUUCAUUACAGGUAUGCAAGGACAGGGGCAUUUGUAAAUCAGAAGGCAUUUAGCUCACGCUCGUUGAUUACAAACUGUAGUGCAGAAAAGCAGCUAACUAACAUUGCAUUAUAAAUCGUAAUCCGCAUAGACUGGCGGCCGGGCGCGUAUUGUAAACCGUAGUGCUGAUACGCGCGCCCUCACUAUAACGCAUUGAGGCGGGGGAACCUCGCCAUUGGUUGUGAGGCGGUCACGUGGAGCGUCGGACGCGUAAGCGCGCUGGGAAGUAUAACGCGCCCGCCGCGGAACGCGACCAGACCGCGUUGAUUCUCCGCUUUGAAUUGGCGCGACAAAACAAAUAAAAUUAACAUCACCACGGCCACGACGACGACGACUAACUACUGCUGUGGUAGACGCAAGGCGGUGAGGCGGCUUCGGCUGCCGAGCGUCGCAUUACAAUUAAGGCGGGAUGAGUCACCCAGUCGAGGUGGGCGAGCCAGGGCGAGCGGGUGCAUAACGUGGGUGCGUAACCAUGGCGACACCAUCCUGAGUGGUGCUGCCGCUGCUGCUCCUGCCGCUCCUGCUGCCGCUGCAGCAGCGCAAACAACCAUUGACGUCUCUCCGGCCGCCCGCCCGCCCGCACUCUCCCUGCCGCGUAGGCGCGACAGCACCACCGUCCCGGCAAGAGGCUCCGUCAAGCGACGUGUUGUCCGAGGUUGGCCAGGUCGCCCUCGUAAGCCGUGACACCAGGACGACUUCCUCUUCACAGAAGAGAAUGAACUCUGCUUCAUAAAACCCUCGGCAGCUCCACCCUUGCCUCUUCGCACCGCCUUCUGAAAAUGGACCACAUGAAGGCGCAUCCUGCUAAAUCAUAAAACAAAUCUAGGGUCCGCUCAGUGACGCGUGGUGGAUUCGGCGUCGACUCUAGAUCGACACGGCGUUUUUUAAAAAUAUUAUUUUAAGUACGGCCUCUUGCUGCCCACGAGCUGGUUUUAAAUAUAAUUUUGAGUGCGGCACGCCCCGUGACGCUGCUGAGCAUUCACGUUCUGCGCGGGGGCCCCUUCCCACCGCCGCACCCCUGCGUUCCACUCAGACUCAGCCUGCGAGCCGCCGCUGAGCCUGCCCUGUCCCGCGCAGAGCCAUGCUUCCAUUGGUGCUGGUGGUGGUCUGUACGUGCUGGCUGCUGGCAGCGGUCGCGCCUGCCGACACGAGCCUGCACAGCAGGCGUCGAGUGGGCGGUGCAGGAGUCGACUCCAAGUGCUCCGUGACUGCUGACGCCCAGGACGCGGGCGACGCGACGGAGUUCACCUACGACGUGCAGAUGCCGGCCGUCCGUCCCCAAAAGCAAGAUGCCUACCUUUGCACCAUGGUGUCUGUGCCUUCCCCUCGGACCAUGUACAUCGUCGACUUCGUUCCUCGGGCAAACAUGAGAACGGCGCAUCAUAUGAUCCUGUUCGGCUGCAAAUCGCGGGAACCCACCACCAAUGUAUCCUGGGAUUGCGGGAGGGAUGUCAGUCCCUGCCAGGAUUCCAGUAUCAUGUACGCCUGGGCACGCAAUGCCCCUCCCACGCGGCUGCCAAAGGAUGUGGGCUUCCGCGUGUCAGGGAGCAGCGAUGUCAACUCCUUCAUGCUGCAGGUUCACUACGGGGACAUCUCCACCUUCCAAGAUCGGCACAGUGACUGUACAGGAGUGACUCUUCACCUAACCUACCAACGACAAUCGAAAAUCGCUGGAAUCUACCUUCUCAUGUCCCCGAACUUUAAUAUCCCAGCUGGAAUAAAAGAGGUCAAUGUGGACAUGGCGUGCGUGUACAACAAGGAGGUCCCCAUCUACCCGUUCGCAUACCGCGUGCAUGCCCACCACCUCAGUCAAGUGAUCAGCGGCUACCGGGUUCGUGACGGUAACUGGACGGAAAUCGGCCGGCAGACCCCACUGCUGCCACAGGCGUUCUACCCGCGCGCGGAGCCCAUGGAGGUCAGGUUGGGAGACAUCGUGGCGGCUCGCUGCGUCUUCUCGGGGCUCGGGAUGUCCGAAACCACCUACGUCGGCAUGAACUCGGACGACGAGAUGUGCAACUUGUACAUCAUGUACUCGACGGACGCCUCCCAGGGCAAUCCCAGCAUCCGGUGCAUGAAGCGUGGAGAGGCGCGGCUCUUCCGAGGAAUUCCGGCGAUCGCCAACGUUCCCGUGCUGAUGCCCAACCGCUCGCCCGAUGACCUGAAGCUGGAGCAGGACACGCAGUGGCACCCAGAGGGGGUCACCCUCGGGCAGGUGACGGGGCUGGCCGUCGACACGGAUGACCUGAUUUAUGUGUUUCACCGUGCUGACCGCAUUUGGGACCCCCGUCGCUCCUUCAACAACCGAGAUGAGUUCCUGGAGGAUCAUCUGGGCCCCAUCGCUGAGGACACCAUCCUGGCAUUUGACCCAGUGUCUGGGCACCUCGUGCAUUCGUUUGGCAAGGGCAUGUUUUAUCUACCACAUGGACUCAGCAUUGACUUUGAGGGCAAACUGUGGGUGACGGAUGUGGCUCUGCAUCAGGUGUUCCGCUUGGCCACCGGGGGUGGGAAAGAGCCACUGCUGACGCUGGGCCAGCGCAUGCGCCCUGGCGAUGGCGCCUCGCACUUCUGCAAGCCCACGGACGUGGCGGUGGAUCCACGCUUGCGCCUCGCAUUCAUCUCCGACGGAUACUGCAAUGGCCGCAUCGCGGUGUUCUCCCUCGACGGCACCUUUGUCAGAGAGUGGGGCACCGAGGGCUCCAAGCCGGGCGAGUUCCGCAUCCCCCACGCCCUCACGCUGGUGAGCCGCGUGUCGGACGACGCCGGCAACGACGGCGGCGGUGACAGCAGCGCGCUGUGCGUGGCGGACCGCGAGAACGGACGCGUGCAGUGCUUCCGCGCCGACGACGGCACGCGGACGCGCACCAUCGAGCACGCGGCGUUCGGCGGCCGCGUCUUCUCGCUCGCCUACACGCCGGCUAGCGGUGGGCUGCUCUACGUGCUCAACGGGGCUCCUCUGACAGGAGAGGAGGGCGGAGAGAUGCCCAAGGGCUUCGUGCUGCGCUAUGACACCGGCGACAUCCUCAGCACCUUUGUGCCCAAGGACGAGAGGAUGCACAUGCCUCACGACGUGGCGGUCCUGGGCAACGGCAGCGCUGUGUUCGUGGGCGACACCAUUUCCGGGCGCGUGUGGAAGUUCACGCCCGUCGAGAAGGCCAUCCACCGCUCAGUCAAGAAAGCUGGACCAUCUAAUGUGCAUGUAGGGGCUAGCGAGUCGGGAGACCCGCGGCUGCUGUCGGGGUCGCAGCACGGUCCAGGGGAUGCGGUGGUGGCGCCCGCUGCCCCUGGGGUGGCGAGCGGGCGUGCCACCCUGUCGCCCACAUUCUUCGCCGCGCUUCUGGCGCUCCCAGCCAUACUCGUGGCAGCGGUUGGGGGCUACAUGGCGUGGCGGCACCGGGCCUACAGCGAGUUUGGAGCCCGGCAGCGAAACAAGGGCCUGAACCUGGGCACGUUCCUGGCUUCGCACGGCUCCUACUCACGCACGGGCUUUGACAUCCUGAGCACGGAGGGCAGCGACCACGAGCACGCCAACACCUCCGACUCCGAAGUCGAGGAGUUCAACGCCAAGCCGCGGCACUCCGCCGUGCCGUGAGUGCCCGGCCGACGCCGCCGACGCCCGUUCCGAGGUUGUUCACGUCGGGGGGGGGGGGCCCCUAACCGAUCGUGACGGUGUGAGUGGUCGCGACGUCAUCUCACUUCUCAGUUCUUUGUGGAGGCCAAGCAUGUCGUGCACGGUGUUUGCCGCACAGAGGUGUAUUUU